Enhydra lutris kenyoni (northern sea otter) is the source of this 2335-nucleotide messenger RNA. RefSeq names its product interleukin 17 receptor C. Gene Ontology annotation, molecular function: interleukin-17 receptor activity. The coding region runs from base 194 to 2335 and encodes 713 amino acids. NCBI's taxonomy places the organism in Eukaryota, Metazoa, Chordata, Mammalia, Carnivora, Mustelidae. The transcript has 19 exons. The record is from RefSeq and is a predicted model, not a curated record.
ACUGGGACAGGAUUCAGGGCUCCCAGAAGAGGGAGUGCUCAAGACAGCACUGGGACCCCAGGCUGAAGAGGGAUUCUGGCCCCUAGUGCCCACAGGCUUGGGGCUGAUUAGGAACGGAGGUACAGUGUCUGCCCCCCCCCUUGGGGGGGGCAGGACAGGGCCUUGGGCCUUGGUGCCUCCUGGUACAUGGAAGAUGCCUGUGCCUUGGUUCCUGUUGUCCUUGGCACUGGGCCGAAGCCCCAUGGUCCUCUCUUUAGAGAAGCUUAUGGGGCCUCAGGACACUGCCCGCUGCUCUCCGGGCCUUUCCUGCCACCUCUGGGAUGGUGACGUGCUCUGCCUGCCCGGGAGCAUCGUGUCUGCCCCGGGCCCUGUGCUGGUGCCCACACGCCUGCAGACAGAGCUGGUGCUGAGGUGCCACCAGGAGACUGACUGUGACCUCUGUGUGCGUGUGGCCAUCCACCUGGCUGUGCAUGGGCACUGGGAAGAACCUAAAGAUGAGGACAGGUCUGGAAGAGCCGCUGAUCUGGAGCUCGAGGAGCCUAGGAACGCCUUUCUCCAGGCCCAGGUGGUGCUCUCCUUCCAGGCCUACCCUACUGCCCGCUGCGUCCUGCUGGAGGUGCAAGUGCCUGCUGCCCUCGUGCAGCCUGGUCAGUCUGUGGGCUCUGUAGUAUUUGACUGCUUCGAGGCUGCUCUGGGGGCUGAGGUGCGACUCUGGUCCUACACUCAGCCCAGGUACCAGAAGGAACUCAACCUCACACAGCAGUUGCCUGACUGCAAGGGGCUUGAAGUCCAGGACAGCAUCCAGAGCUGCUGGGCCCUGCCCUGGCUCAGUGUGUCUGCCGAUGGAGAUGAUGUGCACCUCGUGCUGGACGUCUCUGAGGAGCAGCACUUUGGCCUCUCCCUGUACUGGAACCAGGUCCAGGGCCCUACAAAACCAUGGUGGCACAGCAACCUGACUGGGCCACGGAACAUUACCUUGAACCACACAGACCUGUUUCCCUGCCUUUGUAUUCAGGUGUGGCCUCUAGAGCCCGACUCUGUCAGGACGAGCCUCUGCCCCUUUAAGGAGGACCCCCGGGCACACCGGAACCUCUGGCGUGCAGCCCGGCUGCGGCUACGGUCCCCCCGGGGCUGGCAGCUAAAUGCACCCUGCUUGCUGUUUGCUGAGGCCAUUCUGUGUUGGCAGGCACCAGGCGGGGGUCCCUGCCUGUCGCUGGUCCCACCACUGUCCCGAGAAAAUGUCACUGUAAAUAAGACACUUGAGUUGCCAUUGCUGAAUGCCCACCCCAACCUCUGUGUUCAGGUGAGCAGCUGGGAGAAGCUGCAGCUACAGGAGUGCUUGUGGGCUGAUUCCCUUGGGGCCCUCAAGGAUGAUAUGCUGCUGCUAGAGACACGUGGCCUCCAGGACAACAGAUCACUCUGUGCCUUGGAACCCAGUGGCUGCACCCCACUACUCAGCCGGGCCUCCACGAGGGCAGCUCGCCUCGGAGAGCAGUUACUACAGGACCUGCAGUCAGGCCAGUGUCUGCAGCUCUGGGAAGAUGACCUGAGAGCACUAUGGGCCUGCCCUAUGGACAAGUACGUUCACCAGCGCUGGGCCCUGGUGUGGCUGGCCUGCCUACUCUUGGCCUCUGCACUUUUCCUUCUCUUCCUUGUCAAAAAGAACCAAGUGAAAGGGUGGCUGAGGCUCUUGAAGGAGGACCUCCGCGCGGGGGCUGUCGCCAGGGGCCGCGCGGCUCUGCUCCUCUACUCAGCGGAGGACUCUGGUUUCGAGCGCCUGGUGGGCGCCCUGGCCUCAGCUCUGUGCCAGCUGCCCCUGCGGGUGGCCGUGGACCUCUGGAGCCGUCGUGAACUGAGCGCGCAGGGCCCCCUGGCCUGGUUCCACGCGCAGCGGCGCCAGACCCUUCAGGAAGGGGGCGUGGUGGUCCUGCUCUUCUCGCCGGGUGCCGUGGCGCUAUGCCACGAGUGGCUGCAGGACGGGGCGUCAGCGUCCGCCCCGCACGGCCCGCACGACGCCUUUGCCGCCUCGCUCAGCUGCGUGCUGCCCGACUUCCUGCAGGGCCGGGCGCCCGGCCGCUACGUGGGGGCCUACUUCGACGGACUGCUCCACUCGGAGGCCGUGCCCGCCCUUUUCCGCAGCGUACCCGUCUUCUCCCUGCCCUCCCAGUUGCCCGACUUCCUGGGGACCCUGCAGGGGCCUGGCACCCCCCGUCCCGGGCGGCUCGGGGAGAGGGCGAAGCGAGUGUCCCGGGUCCUGCAGCCCGCCCUGGACCAGCUGCUUCAGUCUCCCGGGGAUCCCAGGGAUCCCGAGGACGGCACGCGGGUUGGCACGUGA